AUGACAACAGCCCCGAUCAAUCUAUCGCCAUGGGCUCAGCGAUUUGGCCCGUAUCCAAAACGAUGGAAUGUCGAUCGGCAUGGAAAAUACCAUUCUCUCCUUGCACCAAGAUUGCCAGACAUAGAUCCCCAGUAUACGAAUGACAUACCGGGUAUUGAUAUCCCGCUCCCUGGCGUGAAUGCCGAGGGUCAGAUCCCCAGACCAAGUGACACCGAGCUUGACGCGCUAUUUGACGAUGAGAGAUAUCAGCAGAUCAUGCUUCACGGUAUCAAGUCCAGGCAGCUUGGUCUUCUCAGCACAAACACGUACUUGGGAAAGAGUGGGCACACUCAUCUAUCUGGCCCAGAUGGCGCCGGAGACAAUGCAGGCGGAACACCCAUCCAAGUGGACGAAAGCACCUGGCUGCCCUGCAUGCAACGAAAUCGAUGGUAUAAACCACAGGAACGGACCAACGUACCAUUUCCGCAUGUUCAGGACUGGAGUAUUGAUGAUGACAAUAUCUGGUCAAUGCUUAUGCCGAUCUUUGAGCUAGCCAACAGGAUAAUGAACCUGUUGGUAGAAGAACGACAUUCAUACUUUGACAUGUUGCUCUUUGGGGCUAUAUGGCUAGAAGAGAAGGAGCCAAGCCUGCCUCAGCAGCCAGGGAAGUACCGGCAAUUACAACCUUCUGAAAAUCCGCCUCAAACCAAAGACCGGAAGAGGAUUUUCAUUCGAGAGCGGCCAAUGUGGCAACGACCAAACGUCGCAACGUUUCGCACUACUCUCUCGCAGCUUACUCGCAAUGUAAUGUGGUCCUGGAAUGACGAAGACGACUACCGCGCGGCGGGCUACACAGCGCCUGAGGGAUCUACACAAAUUUGCAAUUUGGGAAAACCCAUCGAUCAAAAUGGUCCUAUAUUGAUUCUUCUUAGCACCCAACCGUUACGGGGACUUAUCGAGAGGACGUUGACACAUAGUGAAUCAGGCACUGUAUCUUGGCAUGCCGCGGGCACUAUACUGCAUGAGCUAAUGCAUGCUAUAUGGAUGCAACGGACUUGGAGCGGUCAUUUUAUUACCGAGCCUUUUCUUGGGCAUGAUGGAAUGGCCGAGCUAGGUCGCUCGUUCGAGAAUGUGGUAUGGGGUGGUAUUUCCUUCAUGAUGCAUCAGAACGUGUUAAACUUCAACAGAACGUUCCACAGCAGAGCCAUAGGCUCACGUUUGGACGAUUGGCCAAAUAUUUUCGAUGUCCAAAGUUAUUCUGGGUCUGGUCAGCAGCGCAGGGCAGUCGCUGGCUGGCGUGAAACCGCUCAGUCUGGUGAUGGGGUAGUCUCGUGGCACAUCCCGGCGAGGUGGACGACAUUUAUGUUCACCAAAGAAUUCUGGGAUAUUUUGGUCCCGGCAUAUGGCCUUCGGGCGUUGAGACCCCCUAAAGUGGUGAGCGGAGUCGUGGUACAAUGGCGAAGCCGCCUUCGGGGGUUUCGAAUAAACGCCAGAGAUCCUGUCAACGAGAUGAAGCAACUUGGGCCGUAUUUGCGAUUUCUAAAAAAUCGUCUAUACGACCGGGAACAGCAGAUCAACAGCCUUCGACCAUGGCAAACCGUCGAAUAUGACAAGUGGCAGGUCUCCCCAUGGAGUUGGACAGCUGCAAGGAUUCUCAUCAAAGACUACGCAAUGUUCCAUGCUCAACGCAACUAUAGACAAGCCGCACAUUCGGCUAUGGCAUUGUAUGCCGCCACGGUAGAGGCGUUCAACCUAGAUGUUGGCGUACCUGGCGGGUACCCACAGCUGACUGCAACUUAUUGGCACUACUACAUAAUCUCAGGACUCAUGUAUGCCGCCUUGCCAAUGGUUCCACCGCUACCUGCGAAGCAUUCCAAGGUAACUGUAAGGGUGGUUGUGCCAACGCAACACGCGAACAGCGUGCAUCCAGCCAAAAGCCCAGAUUGCCUAAAAAAACAGCCUCUGAUUCCGAACGAGGUUCAUUACUUAGUAGGUCCAAAAGCGGAAGCCUUCCAGAUAACACAACCGUCAGAAUUCUUAGCGUCCGGACCCAUCAAACAUCCCCUUGAGUAUAUACAGCAUAUCUAUGACUUAUUUACGAAAUUGAAACAAAAUGGGUAUCCAUUCCACGGUGACUGGUACAAUGCUGCGCUGCAAGCCAUCAAGGAUAUUCAGAACUUCAGAAAAACUGAUCAGAUACCUCAUUCAUGGGCCGAUUGGACUUUUCAGGUACCUGACUACAACGCCGAUGCGGACCGCUGGAUGGAGUUUUCUCCCAGUCAGAAUGUAUUUCGGAGAUAUACUGCGGGAAUAGAUAAGUUUGCCCGUGGGUUUUUCCCAAGUCCUCCUCAAGUAUUGCCUCCCAUCCAGGCCCCUGUGGCUCAGGUGCCCCAUGGUGUUGUUUCCUUGCAACCGCAAGGGCAGGCUCCCGCUUCUUUUUUCCAGGGACAAGCACCAUCGUCUGGGCCGCCCGGACCUACAACUAUGGCAACGGGGCCCAAGAAAAAGUCUCCAUACCUACAGUAUCAUUACUUCACAGUCGCGUCAGUUGCGGAUAUUUCUCACUGGGUCGUAGACCCGAACCCAGAUGAUGAAACUUUCGAUGUGUACGACCUUGAAGCACUGCUUGACGGACUCAACUAUGACAACGUCGAGACCAAGAACGUGACAGUUUGUGGCCCCAAGGGCCGCCAGCUACGCCCCGAAUAUACAAAACUUAGAGAGGAGCUUCGAAAACCAGGCAUGCGUUGUCGUGUGGGCAAACUGCUCCCUUGGUAUCGUAGGGAAGAACUGGCCGAAUUUGAUGGCAGUAAAAACAUGCCUAGUUGGGUUGCGAUGGCGGAUGCGAUCUUUGAUAUCACAGAGUAUCUACCCAAGGACGCCGAAACACAGAAAUGGCUCAAUGGGAGCGCCGGUGGACCACUCAGGCCGGAUACGCAGGAACGUCUAGAUUGUAUCUCGGAAAUUUUGAGUUCUCCUCAAGUUCGCAAUAUUGGAAUUGUAAUGCCAGGGCCCUGCAAGACAGCGGCUCGAGAGCCGAGUUACUUGAUCCCGAAGUCUCGGCUCCGCCAUUACGACAACCCAACUGAUGGCCUCUACACUGUUAUCAAUGGCCAUGUAUACGACGUUGCUGACUAUAUGGACUUUCAUCCGGGCGGCACUAAGCUUUUUAACGCUGUUCUGGGGCGUGAUGGGACGAAGGCAUUUGAAGAAUAUCAUCCCCUCAGUCUGCUCGAACGGCCAGACUUUGCAAAGUUCAAAGUGGGCCGCGUAAUGAAGACUCGAAGAAGUGGUCAUGUCAGGGACGAUGAAAUCGCUUUGCAUGAUCUCGUCUUUACCGUCAGAGACCUCGAACACCAAGACCCAUUCCUGUACGAUAUGCUGUCGCCGUUCUACGGUACGGAUUCGACUCACAUUCUCACCAGCGACAAGCAAGAAGACGAAGAGAUCCGCGACGCCCUCACCACGUUUUACCUGCACCGCAAGGACCUGAUCGUCGCGCAGUUCCAGAUGCGGAAGCGAUUGCGCAAGGUAGAUCUGGACGAGGUCAAGAAGCAUCGGUACAUUUCUACGUCUAUCGUCCCUUGUGGAACCCAGGACCCGUGGGUUGUGGUUGAUGACAACGUGUACGACGUGACUCCUCUCCUCCGACAUCCACAAUUCUACGACCCCAACUCCGGCCUCACCACGCGCGACGCCGGGGAGGUCAUAAGCGGCUCUAGGACUGGCAGAUGGCUCAGGAGCGAGCACGGCCACCGCAUCAUCGCAAAGGUCAAGACCCCGCGACACGACUCCGUGUCGACGAUGGAUCUGGAUGCGUUCGAGGAGUCUCUGGACGGCGAUACCGGCAAGAAGAGAAAGGCUGGCAAUGAGCAGGUUCAUCGGAGUUUGGCGGCGGAAACAAAGGCGACCCGAGCGGCGGCCAAGAGGCAAAAAGGUUCGGGGGGCUCAAGAGUAGGUGGUCCAGGGUGUCCGAGGGUUGGGUGA
Messenger RNA from Truncatella angustata, 3966 nucleotides. RefSeq lists its product as uncharacterized. NCBI's taxonomy places the organism in Eukaryota, Fungi, Ascomycota, Sordariomycetes, Amphisphaeriales, Sporocadaceae. Gene Ontology annotation, molecular function: heme binding. The transcript is spliced from 10 exons. The coding region runs from base 1 to 3966 and encodes 1321 amino acids. The record is from RefSeq and is a predicted model, not a curated record.